AUACGAUCGUCACUGUCUUCCCUAGAUACAGUUGUGUGUAUCAACAGUCGUAUAUAUUACACGGACGAUGUUAGCGCUCCGAUCAUUAAACGAGGAGUCGAAUAAAACAAGCAAAUUCGCAAUCACGUGACUGAGGAGUCGUGUGAUAAUAACAACGAGUUUAUUUUAUCUAAAUGCAACUAUUACAUUGAUAUGUUUACUGAGUGAUCGAUGCACGAUAGCAACUAGAACAGCACAUCACUUUAUCUUGUAGAAAUCAAUCAAAUAUGUCGAACGUAUUAGCAGUUUUAUUCAUAUUUGUAAUAGUGAAAUGUGAGUGCGCGAAAAUAUUGGCAGUUUUUCCAACUCCGUCUAUCAGCCAUCAAGUAGUGUUUCGUCCUUUAGUGCAUGAAUUAGCAAGACGUGGGCAUGAUGUGACAGUGAUAACAACAGAUCCUGUUUUUCCAAAAGGACAAAGUCCUCAAAACAUAACUGAAAUAGAUGUUCAUGAUAUAUCUUACAAUAUAUGGACAACAUUUUUACAAGCGGAUAAAGGGAGAGAAGAAAAUGCUCAAGCGCAAGUCAAUUUUAUUUUAGAACUAUUGGUACGAAUUUUUGAAGAGCAAAUGAAAACGACUGAUGUCCAGAAACUUAUAAAUGAUAAGAAAAAUAAAUUUGAUUUACUUUUUAUAGAAUCAUGUAUCAGACCAGCUCUAGGUUUUACUUAUUUAUAUAAAGUACCCGUUAUUGAGAUAAGUUCAUUUGGUGCUAUUUAUGAAACAUUUGAUAAAUCAGGAGCUGCAACGAAUCCUCUUUUAUAUCCAAUGGCAAUCCGCCAAAGACUCAAUAAUUUAACAUUGUUGGAAAAAAUUCAAGAAUUAUAUACUCUUUUUAAAGGAGAGUAUGCAUAUGCCCAGCUUGUAGAAUCUGAAGAUAAAAUGUUGCAGAAAAUAUUUGGGUCAAAUAUUCCAAGUGUUAGAGAACUAAAAAAAAAUGUGCAUAUGUUAUUUCUAAACGUACAUCCGAUAUGGGAUUUCAAUCGUCCUGUACCGCCUAAUGUAGUUUAUUUAGGAGGGUUACACCAAAAUGCUGCUAAAGAAUUACCACAGGAUCUCAAAUCUUAUCUCGACUCUUCAAAAAAUGGUGUAAUAUACAUGAGUUUUGGUACAAAUGUUAAGCCCUCAUUGUUACCGAAAGAGAAGGUGCAAAUAUUUACUAACGUAUUUUCCGAGCUGCCUUACGACGUUUUAUGGAAAUGGGAUAAAGAUGAAAUUCCAGGAAGUUCUAAGAACGUAAGAAUCUCUAAAUGGUUCCCGCAGUCCGAUUUACUCAAACAUCCUAAAGUUAAGCUCUUCAUAACACAAGGAGGUUUACAAUCGACAGACGAAGCCCUAACAGCUGGAGUACCUCUUAUCGGUGUACCAAUGCUUGGUGACCAAUGGUUUAACUCCGAACAUUAUGUCAAACAUAAUAUAGGCAUCAAACUUAGUAUGAAAACACUCACAGAGGAAAACUUAAAAUAUGCCAUAGAUACUAUUAUUACAAACAAUAGCUUUCGUGAAAAUGUUGUAAAACUAAGAAACAUUAUGCGAGAUCAACCACUUUCACCAUUGGAACGCGCUGUGUGGUGGACGGAGUACGUCUUACGACAUGAGGGCGCAACACAUCUACGUUCUCCGGCAGCUCACAUACAUUGGACUGAAUAUUAUGCUUUGGAUUUAGUUCUAUUCCUUUUAAGUUCCUUUGUUAUAUUAUUGCUUAUAUUGAUGUUUAUAAUACGUAAAGCUCUAUUAAAAUUAAAAUAUACUGGAAUUAAAAGAAAAAUGAAUUAAUAUGUUAUAUUAUCAUCGAUCAAUGGAAUGAUGCAACAAAAAUAAGGUAACAAAUUGACCAAAUAUUUAUAAGCAUCAGCUACCAAUAGAAACCAAAGAAACUAGAAUAUUUAUUGUUAUAAUUUUAUUGUAUAAAGGAAAUAUAUCUUUAGCUUAAGUUAUUAAAUGUAUGUAUGUUGAUGCAAUGUUUCGAAUUUUGGUUCGAUAUUUAUAAAACGUAAGGUUCUCUCAAAAUUAAAGUAUAUUAGAAUUAAGAACAAACUUUAGAUUAUGUAUUUAAACUUGAAGAAUAUACGUGUUACACACACACUCAACACCCUAGCUCUAAGUUAAUCUGAUUUUGGCUGUAUUAUCUAUUCGUCUAAAUUCGUUGUUCCUUUUUUAGUUUUUGGAAAAUUUAGUGAUGGGCAUAUCUUUGAUGCUUAGAAUUAUUAUGAUUUUUGUUUGUAUUUAGUACAUGUAAUAAAUAGACGCAGUACAGUGACGGAUUGUUGCGCUAAAAAUUGUGUACCAACAUUCAAACAUUGUAAACUAUCUGCAAUAAUAAAAUUUAAUUGUAAAACUUUGUUGUCAGUAAAUGGAUGUAUAUUUUAUUUGUUCAAAUUUGAUUUCCCUAUAUU
Vanessa atalanta (red admiral) is the source of this 2431-nucleotide messenger RNA. Its product is annotated as UDP-glucosyltransferase 2-like. The coding region runs from base 267 to 1811 and encodes 514 amino acids. NCBI's taxonomy places the organism in Eukaryota, Metazoa, Arthropoda, Insecta, Lepidoptera, Nymphalidae. Gene Ontology annotation, molecular function: UDP-glycosyltransferase activity. The record is from RefSeq and is a predicted model, not a curated record. The transcript has 5 exons.